GCUGCUACUUCAAAAAAUUAAAACAGCUAUUCGUUAAACCCCGUCCCCGGAAAUCUUAAACCCUAAUCAGAGAGGAGCACUCUUGCCGCCGUGGGAGGACCUAGCAGUGGGGAUGGAAGCGCUGCUCCGGCUAAAGUCGACGGAACCUCCGCUAUGGUUGGCGCCAUCGGCGCCACUUUCCGAGGCAGCACGGACGGCCUCUCAGCACCUGUUCGCGUCUCUCAGACCUCACGUUCGGAAAUCGCCGUUCGAUGAAUUGUUAGUCGAUAAUUUUGACGCCGAGCAGAUUUGGCAGCAGAUAGACCUGCUGACGCAGCCACUGGUUGGUAGCAUCAGGCGUCGGGUUAAGCAUUGGGAGAAGAAUCCCGAGGAAAUCGAAAAUUUACUGCCAAAGGUUGCCGAGGAAGGGAAGAAGGUUUCCGAAAGAAAGAAAGUGGAAGAGCUUAAUGAUGAUGGUGAUAUGGAUAUGGAUAUGGAUAUGGAUAUGGAAGAUGAUGAGGAGAUGGAUGUUGAUAAUGAUGGAGAGCAGGAUGGUGGGAAAGACAAAGGGGAUCAAAGUGAAGAGGAGGAGAAAGGUGGAGGGAUAGAAGACAAGUUUUUGAAGAUAAAGGAAUUGCAGGAGCAUUUGGAGGAUGAAGAAGCUCGGCAUUAUGGAUUGGAUCCAAAGAAGAAGAGUAAGAAGAAAAGUGGAAGCAAGAAAUUGAAAGACGAAGAUGAGGACAGUGAAGAGAAUGAGGAGGAGGAGGAGGAGGAGGAGGAUGAGGAGCUUGAUCUCUUUGCUGGGGGAGAUGAUGAAGAGGACGAGAUGGGAAAUGCCAGAUAUGAAGACUUCUUUGGUAAAAGGAAAGAAAGCUCAGAAAAGAAGGCCAGAUAUAAAGAUGAGUUGGGCGAAGAUUCAAGCUCAGAUGAGGAUGAAGGGGAGGAAGAGUUGAGCUCAGAUGACGAAGAAAAAGAUGAGAAUGCAAAUGAGGUUGAUAAACCGAAAGUGCUUUCUACCCAUGAAAAGGAAGUUCAGAAGAUCAAAUCUGAGAUAGAGAAAAUGGAGAAAGCAAAUCUGGAUCCAAAAACCUGGACCAUGCAGGGAGAGGUAACAGCUGCAAACAGGCCCAAGAACAGUGCACUAGAAGUUGAUUUAGAUUUUGAGCAUAAUGUUAGGCCCGUCCCAGUAAUCACUGAGGAAGUCACUCAAUCACUAGAGGAGAUUAUUAAGAAAAGGAUCAUUGAGGGACAGUUCGAUGACAUUAAAAAGGCUCCUGGUUUGCCCUCCAAAGCACCAAGAGAAUUGAAAACAGUGGAUGAAAAUAAGAGCAAUAAGGGUCUUGCUGAAGUUUAUGAGGAGGAAUAUGUACAGCAGACAGAUCCAGCUGCUGCUCCAUUAUCUUUCUCAGAUGAACAGAAGAAGGAGGCAAGCACCUUGUUCAAAAAGCUCUGCCUGAAGUUAGAUGCACUUUCUCACUUCCACUUCGCCCCAAAACCUGUUAUAGAGGACAUGUCUAUCCAAUCAAAUGUCCCUGCUCUUGCCAUGGAAGAGAUUGCUCCAGUCGCGGUUUCAGAUGCUGCUAUGCUGGCUCCUGAGGAAGUCUUUUCAGGCAAAGGGAAUGUUAAAGCAGAAGUUGAACUUACACAAACAGAAAGAAAGAGAAGGAGAGCAAAAAAGAAGCGAAAAUUUAAGGCUGUAGAAACCAAAAAGAUGGCAAGUAAGAAGGCGCGAGAAGAUGAGCUACGAAAGCAGAAAGAAGCUGCGGGGAACCUUGAAGAACAAUGACUUGUUUACUGAAUGAACGGAGCUCCAGCUACGACUUCAAUUUUGGGGUAAUUUUGAGAAACCCCUAUCCCCAGCACAACUUUGCAAGAUGAAUUGGUCAUGUGGGAAUAACGACCCAGACCAACACAAAUUUGGAAGGAAGAACUGCGCUGAACAUAAUGAAUGAAGGGCCCUGUUGAUAUGAAGCUGCAAAAGUGGAUCCAUGGGAUAGAAAGAGGAAAUUUUUACCUGUAAUUAAGUGGAUGAAACGUUUGGCCUUAUUAUAUAUAUAGCCUUACCAUUGUCAUUACAGCCAACUAUACUCUACCUUUCCUUAUGAUAAAGGUGUUUUACUUUAUGCAUUUUUGGUGAUGGAUUCUGAAGCUUGAAUGUUCCUACAUGUAACAUUAUUUACAUUUUACACAUUUCAUGCCUUCUAACAUUCUGUAGUC
Molecule: messenger RNA, 2196 nt
Organism: Linum tenue
Lineage: Eukaryota; Viridiplantae; Streptophyta; Magnoliopsida; Malpighiales; Linaceae
Source: the annotation of a GenBank genome assembly